Messenger RNA from Pogona vitticeps (central bearded dragon), 4451 nucleotides. RefSeq names its product SKI proto-oncogene (gene SKI). Gene Ontology annotation, cellular component: nucleus; transcription regulator complex; cytoplasm. NCBI's taxonomy places the organism in Eukaryota, Metazoa, Chordata, Lepidosauria, Squamata, Agamidae. The record is from RefSeq and is a predicted model, not a curated record. Gene Ontology annotation, biological process: negative regulation of BMP signaling pathway; negative regulation of transforming growth factor beta receptor signaling pathway; negative regulation of transcription by RNA polymerase II. Gene Ontology annotation, molecular function: RNA polymerase II cis-regulatory region sequence-specific DNA binding; DNA-binding transcription factor activity, RNA polymerase II-specific; SMAD binding.
GUUUGUUUCGCGUUGCUGCUGGACCUUUAAAAAGAGCUCGGAGGAAGGGAGAAAAAUAAACCAGAACACAGAAAGAGAGAGGAAGGAGAGGGGGGCCCUUAAACGAAACAAACAAACAGAAAAACACCACGAAGACCAGGCGAGCAGGAGAGAGGAACCGGGCGGCGCGGGGGGGAAAGAGCCGACCCAAAGCCCCUAAAAUGGAGACUGUCACCCGGAGCAGCUUCCACCCGCACCCCGGCCUGCGAAAGACCUUGGAACAGUUUCAUUUGAGCUCCAUGAGCUCGCUGGGUGGUCCGGCCGCCUUCUCGGCGCGCUGGGCGCAGGAACUCUACAAGCGGGAGAACGGCAAGGAGCCUUCCUCCUCCUCCUCUUCCUCCUCCUCCUCCUCCUCGGCCGACCCGGUGCUCCACCUGCCGCCCAUCCAGCCGCCGGCGGUGAUGCCGGGCCCCUUCUUCAUGCCCUCGGACCGCUCGACGGAGCGCUGCGAGACGGUGCUGGAAGGCGAGACCAUCUCGUGCUUCGUGGUGGGCGGCGAGAAGCGCCUCUGCCUGCCGCAGAUCCUCAACUCGGUCCUGCGGGACUUCUCGCUGCAGCAGAUCAACGCCGUCUGCGACGAGCUGCACAUCUACUGCUCGCGCUGCACGGCCGACCAGCUGGAGAUCCUCAAAGUGAUGGGCAUCCUGCCCUUCUCGGCCCCUUCCUGCGGGCUCAUCACCAAGACGGACGCCGAGCGCCUUUGCAACGCCUUGCUCUACGGCGGCGCCUACCCGCCCGGACGCUGCAAGAAGGAGUACGCCGCCGGGGGCGGCCCCGGAGGAGGAGGAGGAGGCGGCGGCGGCGGCCCCGGCCCGAUCGAGCUGGAGGUGACCGAGCGGAGCUUCAAGGUCUACCACGAGUGCUUCGGCAAAUGCAAGGGGCUGUUGGUGCCCGAGUUGUACAGUAACCCCGGGGCGGCGUGCAUCCAGUGCCUCGACUGCCGGCUCAUGUACCCGCCGCACAAGUUCGUCAUCCACUCGCACAAGGCGCUGGAGAACCGGACUUGCCACUGGGGCUUCGACUCGGCCAACUGGCGAGCUUACAUCCUCCUGAGCCAGGAUUACGCCGGCAAGGAGGAGAAGGCCAGGCUGGGCCAGUGCCUGGACGAGAUGAAGGAGAAGUUCGACUACAGCCACCGAUACAAGAGGAAAGCGCCCAGGAAUACUUACAAAAGCUGUGAAACCAUGGAAGAGAGGACCAUCAUCAAGAGAAGUGUCCCAUCUGAUCCACCUGUCCCUAAGAAACCCAAAACAGAUGACUCCUUGCAGUCUCCUCUACUUGGCGACAAAGAGAAGCAGUCUAAUUGGUUACGGUCUUUGUCCAAUUCAUCCGGCAAGAAUAUUGGCUGCGUUCACCCACGGCAGCGUCUCUCUGCCUUCCGGCCCUGGUCGCCUGCCAUCUCGGCCAGCGAGAAGGACCUGUCAAAUCACAUCCCCGCUUUGAUCAGAGACAGUUUCUAUUCCUAUAAAAGUUUUGAGAACGCCAUCGCUCCCAAUGUCGCCCUCGCUCCCCCGCCUCAGCCAAAGAUUGUAAGCAACCCCCCUUGUGCCACGGCAGCAUCACGGAGCAGCGAGGUGCUGAACAGCCCUCCCCAGCCCAGAAAAAGAAAACAGGUCUCUGAGACACCAGCCAUUCCCGAACCCGCGCCCACCAUCGCCCCCGCCGUUCCCGUUCCCGAAGAAGACAAAGAGUCCGAAGCAGAAAUUGAAGUCGAAACCAGAGAAGAAUGUAAGUUCACCUCCUCUCUGUCCUCGCUCUCCUCUCCGUCCUUCACCUCCUCGAGCUCAGCCAAGGACAUGAGCUCCCCCAGCAUGCCGGCCCCGCCCCCGGUCAGCACUGUGUUCGAAGUCGCCGGCCACGCCGAGCCCCAGAGCAGCGCCAGCGGGUUGGAGGCCGAACUGGAGCACCUCCGGCAGGCCUUAGACGGCGGCCUGGACACGAAAGAGGCCAAAGAGAAGUUCCUUCACGAAGUUGUAAAGAUGAGAGUCAAGCAGGAAGAGAAACUCAACGCUGCCUUGCAGGCAAAACGCAGCUUGCACCAGGAGCUGGAGUUCCUCCGCGUGGCCAAGAAAGAGAAGCUGAGAGAGGCCACGGAGGCCAAGCGCAACUUGAGGAAGGAGAUUGAGCGUCUCCGAGCGGAGAAUGAGAAGAAGAUGAAAGAGGCCAAUGAGUCACGGAUAAGACUCAAGCGGGAACUUGAGCAAGCCCGACAGGUCCGGGUGUGCGACAAGGGCUGUGAGGCCGGCCGGCUGCGCGCCAAGUACUCCGCCCAGAUCGAAGACCUGCAGGUGAAGCUCCAGCACGCAGAGGCCGACAGGGAGCAGCUGCGGGCCGACCUGCUCCACGAGCGGGAAGCGCGGGAACACCUCGAAAAGGUGGUCAAGGAACUUCAGGAGCAGCUGUGGCCGAAGCAGAGCGACCUGCCCACCAGCGAACACGCGUCAAAAGACAUGGGGAAUUAAGCCAAUGCUGAAGAGCGCCAGGGACGGCGGGUCUCCAUCUGUAGGCCAGACUGACGAAAUAUGCACAGUAAGGGAGAGCGUGGGAGAGAGAGAGAAAGAGAGAGAGAGAGAGAGAGAAGGGGAGUGUGAGAGAGAGACAGAGACACGCUGAGGCCAGCGUGGACAUCCCUGUGCAUUAAGAAAAAGUUGAACUUUUUAAAUUGGAGGACAAAUGUUACUCUUUAUAACAGAAGCACUGAAGUCGGCCUCUCUCUCCCCCCUGCCCCUCGAUUCAUAUAGCACAACAUCUUCCUGUGCCUGUAACAAUGAAGAGUGUUUAUAAACCCAAACUCCAUUUUUUUUUGAGUCUGCAGGAAAACAAGCACCACCACCACAAAACUACACUGUUGUACACACCCUGUCUGGCGGACAACGUCCCAACAAAAAUCAAAAGACCAGCAGCCGCGUCUGCUUUCUGAGAACACUUUUUUUUUUGGAGUUAAGAUUAAAAAAAAAAACAGGAAAAAAAGAGAAAUAAACCCUUUUGUUAUAAGCUACUAAAAAAAACGCAACACAGCUGAAUCAUGAAGAUGUGGUGUUAUAACCAUUGACAAGGUUUUUUUAAAAAAAUAAAUAUAUUAUAUAUAAACCUGGUGGGGGGAGGGGGGAAUACUUUCAAUGCUUAAUUUGUACAGACAAAUUGUUACAGGUGUUGGGUUCGUACAUUGCGAAACGUGUCGGAAAAAGCCAUGACCAUUUUAAACCAGGCAAUUUCUAUGAAAAUUUCGAAUUUUGUGUGUGUGUGUGUGUGUGUGUUUCCCUCCCUCCCUACUUCAAACUCUUUGCAUUCCCUAUGUUUUGAACCAAGAAAGAGGAGGAAAAGUCAGUGGAGAGAGAGAGAGAAAAAGGGGGGGAGCAGUGAGGUGUAGAGAUAAGAAGAAGGUGAUCCGAAAGGAACCCAGCCUUACAAAAUUCAGUGUUUAUACACCAUCAGUUUUGACAUCGGUCUGUUAUUAAAUGGAUGUGUUUUCAAAGACUCACUUCAACUCCAGGGCACUUCAGUUUGGGGAAACCAAUAGAAGAAAAUAAAAGGGAGAGAUUUAGUGAGGGGGGGAGUAGAGAAAGCAAAAAAAAAAAAGUUGCUGGACUCACACGGCGUUGCUUGUGAAAGAUAAGUGAGAAAGACGUGAAUGUUUGCAAACUUUUCCUUCCCUUUCCUCAGAGGACUUCCCUCCCUCCCCCCCAUUUUUAUCAUCACCUCAGAAAUGUCAGUAUUCCCGCGUGAGGAUUUCAGUGUCCCACAAAGAAUGCUUACCAUUGUAUUAAAAAACAAACACAAGAUUACUUCUUGCUGCUGUGAAUAAGCCGACAUUUCUUAUUGUUUAGGGUUUUUUGUUAGGGGAUGUGGGUUUGGGGCUUUUUUUUUUCAUCAUGGGAUUUUUUUUUUUUUACUCAAUGUGACAAAUACUUUAAUAUUGGGAUUUAUGCCACCGUUCCUCCCUAUGUUUAUCCAGUGAUGGACAUGCAAAUAUGCAGUAAGUAACAAAACUCAGGGCAGAAUCCUAACCCCAGUGGGAGUCUGUGCUUCUACGUUGUUGGGGCCAACACUUUUUUAAGAUGUUGUUUGUACAGAACUACAAAAUGUUGUUUGUAAGGGUUGUUACUUCCCCUGUUUUCUUCCUGAGCCCCCGUUAAGAGACAUUCAAUUGUCAGUUAUGAUUUAAACGGGGUUUUUAAGUAAUCUUGUGCAUGAGAGUAGGUUUAAACCAACACCCCUUCUGCAACCUGUUGCUGGCUUUUUAAGAACAAGCUGACGAUAGAGAAGGGUCUGUAGAGUGAGUUCCCUAUAGCAGUUGGGGGUUGCUGUCACAGCCAUUCUAAGCUAAGAAUCAGAGUUUAAGGUAAAGGUUCCCCUUGACAUUUUGUCCAGUCGUGUCCGACUCUAGGGCGUGGUGCUCAUCCCCGUUUCCA